Messenger RNA from Manis javanica (Malayan pangolin), 8652 nucleotides. The record is from RefSeq and is a predicted model, not a curated record. NCBI's taxonomy places the organism in Eukaryota, Metazoa, Chordata, Mammalia, Pholidota, Manidae.
UCGGCGUCUAGUAGCACAGACGUCCGCAAGCAGUUAAACAUGGCGGAGGUCUCUCCCUCAGGGUCUCCAAGCUCGCGAGGGCGGGCAGACGAGCAGGAUGCCGAGCCUCCGGAGAAGUGCACGGCGGAAAUGGCGAGAGAGAAUCAGGAGCAGUUUGAGUGCCAGCAGCUGCUCGAGUGCCAGGUGCAGGUGGGGCCUCCCGAGGAAGAGGAGGAUGAAGAGGAGGAUGCGGACCUGGUGACCGAGGCCGAGGCAGUGGCCACCGGCUGGAUGCUGGACUUCCUCUGCCUUUCUCUUUGCCGGGCCUUCCGCGAUGGCCGCUCCGACGACUUCCACCGGACCCGCGACAGCGCUGAGGCUAUUAUUCAUGGACUGUCCAGUCUAACAGCUUAUCAGUUGAGAACUGUAUACAUAUGUCAGUUUUUGUCAAGGAUUGCAGAAGGAAAAAGCCUUGAUGCACAGUUUGAAAGUGAUGAACGAAUUACACCCUUGGAAUCAGCCCUGAUGAUUUGGGCUUCAGUAGAAAAGGAACAUGAUAAACUUCAUGAAGAAAUACAGAAUUUAAUUAAAAUUCAGGCUAUUGCUGUUUGUGUGGAAAAUGGUCAUUUUAAGGAAGCAGGAGAAGUUUUUGAAAGAAUAUUUGGUGACUCAAAUUCUUACAUGCCUUUAAAAAGGAAGUUGUGUAUGAUAAUAUCUCAGAAAGAUACAUUCCAUUCCAUUUUUCAACACUUCAGCUACAACCACAUGAUGGAGAAAAUUAAGAGUUAUGUGAAUUAUGUGCUAAGUGAAAAAUCGUCAGCCUUUCUAAUGAAGGCAGCAGCAAAAGUAGUGGAAAGUAAAAGAGAAAGAACAGCUUCUCAAGAUAAACCUGAUAGUAAUGAUAGUGAAAUGGGAACUGAAGCUAAUUUGGAUGUAGGAAAAAGUGUUAGUGACAAACAGUCUACGGUAAUUGAAUCCUCAGGAGAUACAGUAUCCUUACUGAGGUGUCACAAGAAUCUCUUAACUAUAUUGAAACUUGGAAGCCGACAAGAAGAUUUUAAUAAGGAGGAAAGACUGAAAACUCUUCAAAGUGAAACAAAGAAGAGAAGCAGUAGACUAACCAUUAGAAGCCAGAGAAUGCAUGUUUUAAACAGUCAGCCAGGAACCCCUGCAAAAUACCGAUCUAGAAAAAGAAAGGCCUGGCUUUGGGACGAAGACAUGAAUCUGAAAUCUGGAGUGAAGAAAUAUGGAGAAGGAAAUUGGUCUAAAAUACUGUUACAUUAUAAAUUCAACAACCGAACAGGCGUCAUGUUAAAAGACAGAUGGCGGACUAUGAAAAAGCUAAAAUUGGUUCCCUCAGACAGUGAAGACUGAAUGUGUUUGUAAAAGAUUAAUAGAGGACAGUUAAGUAUUUUGAUCACUUUUUUUGUUUGAACUUGGUGGUUAUUGGUGUAUCUUAAAACUUUUGUUUAAAACAUUAAUAUGAGGAUUUGUGCUAUAAUAGUAAGAUUAUUUGUCAUCACUGUUAUUUUUUAAGAAUCUUGUUAUGUGUAUAAAAUUUAAGUUUGUUGAACCCUGGUGAUUUCAGUACCCUUACUCCCAAAUCCUGUACCAGUUAAAAAAAUGAAAACCUGGUGUAACAGAAAAUAAAAAAUUUCUGUUAACCCAUUACGUGUCUGUAGGCUGACUUCAGCUCCAUAACACACACAUGAAGUUUCUAAAUCAGUAAUCCUAGGCCUUUGACGUAAGAGGUAAUGACUUGAUUUAUGGCCUUAAUAAUUAGUAAGACUUUUGUUUAUAGAAUAGUAAAUUUUCAAGGUAAUCUGUGAGUUGUAACUAACUUAGAUUUUCCUUUCAGAAGUUUCAUAUAAAAGAAAUACUUGAAAAUAGCAAUACCCAUAGGACAAAAUUUGUACUAUUACCAGGAACAGCUUCAUGUCUUAUUUAGGUACAUCUGACUUUUGUUCCAGUGUUAAAACUUUGACGAAGGUGGUUUUAAAUAAAGCUUCUUUGUAAGCUGGUGCCAUAAUACCAGUUUCUUUGAUAUUUCCAUUUAACAUACCAAUAAUGGGCUUAAAUGGAUUCUAUAAGUACUUAAGUUGGUAUUAAUCAUGAUCAUUUUAACAUCUAUGAUAAAUAAGUAAAGUCAUACAUACCUUACAGGAAAAUUUUGAUAUUUUUUUUCUGCAUUCUAUUCUUUAGAGGAUUUAGUCAAAAACUGAUAGUUACUUAGCAUUUUGAGUCACAUAUGCUUUAUUUAACAAGUGAAUGAAAAUACUGAAGUAUUUGCAUAAAAGUUAAAUGGCAGUGUUUUGUAAUCUAUAUUUCAUUUACUGUUCAAGUUCUACACGUUACUUUCCCAUUGUUCCUGGAUUUGUUGUCCCUAUAAACAGAGUAAACAAAUAUGUAUAAUUACUGUAAGCUUCCUGAUUGAGUCUAUCCUUUUACACCAAUCAUUAUGGUCAUUGUGUUUAUUGCAGACAUUUUUCUGGUCAAAGUUAGCAGUGUGAGCCAAAAUGGACCUGUAAGUCAACCUCAUCAUUCCAAACAUACCAUAAAUCAUCAAAUCUAAGUUGCCGUUAACUGUAAGACGCUCAAUUAUUUUAUGUGCCAGCAGAAAAGAUCAUUUUAAUUAAAGUAUGGUGCUUUGAUAUUUAGAAUUUUACUUAUUUAAAAAACUAUAUUUAUUUAAACAGAUUUUUUUCAUGUAACUUGUGAAUAGAUAAGAAAAAGCAAAUUGGGUGGUGUAUUUCCUAAACUUCCUUAUCUUAAAUCCUAAUCUUCUGAAUUACUUUUUUGAUGGAAGUUUUUGUUGAGAUGAUUGUAGAUUCAUAUGCAGAUGUAAAAAGUGAUAGGUUCCUCACAUAUUUGUUCCAGUUUUGUUCAAUACUCAUUUUUUUUUCCCCCAAUACUAAUUUGUAAAACUAGUAAUAUCACUGUCAGGAUAUUGAUAAUGAUAUAAGCCACCAAUCGUACUCAGAUUUCUCCAGUUUUACUAUGUAUGUGUGUGUGGUGUGUAUACUUAGUUGUGACCAGUUUAUUGCUAUGUGCAUUCCUGUGUCCAGCGCCAUAGCUGUGGGGCCUCCCAAGGCUCCCUCCUGUUGCUGCUCCUCUACCUCCUUCAUCACUUCUCCAAUCCCUGGAAACCACUAGUCUGCCCUCCAUUUCUACAAUUUUAUUUUAAACUGUUACAUAGAAAUUGACAUCACCAAAAAUGGUGGAAUAGGAAGUUCCAAAGAUCCUUCCCUUUCCUGAAGCAGCUAUUAAGCUUGGCAAAAACUUAGGAUCAACAUUUUGAAACUGAAAUCUAAUAGAAGCUUAAGACCAACAGGGAAUGCUUUCUUAAGAGGCUACUCGAUUUCAGUAAGAGGAUGUUGGUGUUUUUGCUCACCCCACUUAGGGACAUUGGCUCACGUUCUGGUGCAGCUUGAUGGUGCCAGAGGGGCCAAUAUAGAACUUGUUCUCAUAGAAUUGUGGCUGUGUGUUUUACCCUCUCUGGUAGUUUCCCUGAGGGUUCAAUUCAGAAGUUUGCUUUUGUCUUUUCCCUGCCAAACUCCUGGGGUCUGAGACAGCAGACAUGGCAAGCAACAGAUGAAAAUCCUGGGAAGAAAGAUGUGUGGGGGUAAAGAGCUGUGAAGGACUCUCCAGUAAACCAGUGAAUUCAGAAGGCCACAUACAUACUCAGGACUGGAAAGUCCCAGAAAAGACCUGGGAAGUCCCUAGGCCUCCACCUUGAAUGAGCUUUGGGCUUUACAUGUGCAGGAGUGAAAGCUAAGGCAGAGCUAUUAAGUGGCCUGGCUACAUGUUGAAUGACCCACUCGGAGCCAAUCUGCAAAGCCCAGAGAAGUAUCUUUGGAUUUUUCUCUUGAGGCACUUAAAGAAACUAAAUGAAAUACUCUAAUGUAUAAUUUUUUGCCAUCUUUCACCCAACAUAUAAAUGUGGUUGUAGCAUGUUCAUUUUCAUUUGUAUACAGUAUAUAUGUGAUUAUAUUGCAGUUACCAUUAUGCAGUUACGCAUUUGAGUUGGGGAAAUUAAGGCCACACCAAAAAGAAGAGAGGCUGUUUAUGCAGAACUUGCUGUACUAAGGGACUCAGCCACCAUCACUUGUAUUUGGCAGAGACGCAGGCAGAGGCUUACAGAGGGGGAAGCUUUAUGGUGAAAAGGGCUUCAGACGUUCUCUGACUGGAGGCAGUUGGCAUGAGGAAGUGGGAGGGUGGCCGACUAUCAGCAGGCAUCCCAAUGGGACUGUUCUAGGGAACAUUUGGCUUUCUCUGAUUGGUCCUGGAUUAAAAGUGGGGACAAAAAAUAAGGUUGUUGGCAGUCAUCAGCCAGGUCCUGACAGGUUUGGGUGGGCUUCUGCCAUGGUGUGGCUCCCUGCCCUACACUGGUUGCUGCAGUCGUGCGUCAGUUUGUUGUCAUAAGUUGUGUGCGCUGUCCACUUACAAAUUCAGUCUCUCAGGUGUUUCCAGUUUAUGACUGUAAGGCUUUUCAAGUUUACAUGAGUAUUAGGAUAAUAGUAACUUAAAUAAACUGAAUAAUUAAUAACUUAAACAGUAACUUAAAUAAACUGAAAAGUUACAUACAUACAUUUGUAACCCCUAAAGCAACCAUAUAAAAGAAGAUAACAUAGUCAAUAGAUGGGUUAAAAUGGAAUCUUAAAAAUUACUAAAGCCAAAGAAAGCAAAAGGGAAGAGGUAGCAGGAAGCAAAACAAACUUAGGAAUAAACAGGAAAAAAGUGGUGCACCAGAAUCCAACCACAUCAAUAAUUACAUUAGAUGGCAGUGGUCUCAGCCAGGGCUUCGGCAAACUUAGUCUAUAAAGGGCCAGUUAAAAUACUUUAGGCUUUCAGAGCCACAUAGUCUUUGCCAUCUCUGCUUUGGAAUUAGCCAUAGACAAAUACCUAAAUAGGUGGGCACAACUAUCUUCCAUUAAACUAUAGUUAUAGAAAUAGCAGGCAAGAUUUAACCUGCAAGCAGUAGUUUGCUGACUGAGCUCCUAGAUUUUGGUUUAUUCCUUAAAUAUGUUGGACUAUGUUCUGAUAUAUAUUUGCUUCCAAAUCUGGGAAUUUACGUUAAUCUCAUUUUUUCCUUCCAGGCUUGGAAAUUUCCAAGUUUAGAACCACUUUAAAAGUGGGUUUGGGUAUCUAAAGACCAGCCGGGUGAUGAGAAUUUGGGCUGCACAUCCUCAGGACAGCUGACUGAGGUAACAACCUCUUAGAGUUAGGCCCAAGGCAGUGCUCCCACUAUUCUUUAGGGAGAAGGGGGAGAGUUUUGAAUUUACUUCCAGUUCAGUCGCCCUCUAAGACUGAGGAAGAGAGGGCAAUAAAGGAACUAAGGAUUAUAAAACCACCUACAGCCGGCUGGUGGAGAGGAAACUGGCCAGAGGGUGCAGGCUGUGCUGGACUAGCAGCCCACAUCACUGGCAGUGGGGAAGGACAGGGUAGCCAGGGGGCUCAGCUGGAACUUACACAGAGCUCCACAUAGGAUAAUGGGAGGAGGGCCACAACUGGAAGGGAAUGAUCCUCCUGCCAUUAUCAUUCCAGUCACUCCAGAUCCCUCUAUUGACAGUUUAAGUUACCAUGUCACGAGAUAUUUAGAGUCCAGCUCCAGUAUCGCAAAGCAGUUUACCUUCUGUUUUUCCUCCUUCAAGCAAGGAGGAUUUGGGGCCAAGAGCUAAUAAACUGGUAUCUGGCACCAAGGUACUGUUUUUGUUUAAAUGUCCCCCCUGAUACCACACAUACCUUCAUGUCAAAAUACUUGAAUAUUAAAGUCUUUAUUUAAAUAUAUCCUGUGUUGAAGAGCAGAAAUAGUUGAUACAAGUAAUGUGAUAGUUUAUAUGAACUACAACUCUUAAAAGGAAAUGAGUAAUAAUUUUCCAGUGUUUUUAUGUUAUUUACAAGAGAAUUACUUAGUGUUUUCCCUUCCCACUUGACUCCUUGAAGACUCAAAUUCUCCUGCUCCUGUGGUCCUGAAAUUUUGUGGCCAACUGUUUUUUGCUUUCUCUCUUGAUCUCCUUACUGAUAUUUUUCUUUUUUGUCCUUAAAAAAAAAAAUCCUUUAACUGUAGUUUUUUGGGAAUUAGGAUAUAAAGGAGGUAAAUAUAUGUUCAACCUGACAUGUUUAACUGAAAAAAAAGAAAACUAUUUUGGACUCUGAUAGGCUUCUGAACCCUUGUACCUUUUAAAGUGUGUACCUUGCGUUCACACUUUCAUAGUAGUUUGGCCAAUCUACAAUGCCAGUUUCAAGAUUACUUUCCCUCAGCUCAUGGAGCCUUUAUUUAUUAGAUUUCAAGCAUCCACAGAUGCAGAUGAGAAAACUGAUGUCUUCUCAAGGGUCUCUUGUUCCAUUGUAGGUAAUCUGUUUUUCUUUCUCUGAAAGGUGUUAUAGUCUUUUCUUUAUCCUUGAUUUUUAAAUUUCAUGAAUUUUUCUCUAGGGGUGGGGAUUUUUAAAAGUUUAUCUUGUUUGCUAUUCAGUGGGACUCCCUCCGUCCCCCAGAAAGAAUGGCUCUCACCUCUGUACCUUCUUUUUCUACAUGUUUUAAGUGGGCUAGUCCGUCCAUUCUGCUUUAUCCAUUAGGAAAAUCCCACUUGCUUGCAAUCUGCAAAAAAAUUCUUCAAAAUCUCUGGGCUGAUUCCCAACCACCCCCUUCCUCAUCUAUUACAGAUUUACUCUUGUCAAUCCUAUAAUGGGAUUUCGGGGAAGAGAGAGAGUAAACGUGUAUCUAUCUGUCACCUUGAUGGAAGUUUCUCUUCUCUUUCAAUGUGCUCAUCCUCUGAUUGCUUAUACCGCAGAAUGCCAAGGUCUUUGCUUCCCCGAUCAGCUUGCGGUCACUUGUAUGAACCUUCACUAGGCUAUUAGAGGGCAGAACCAUUCUAUUUUGCAUCAUUUUUGUGUGUACCUAGAAAAAUAGCUACUUAAAAAUUUUAUACUAGAAUAGAACUAAACAAUUUAAGUUGCUGAUAUUGCUAUUUUUAAUCACAACAUUCUCAGAAACAUCCCAAGAAAGACCCUAGGUAAGUGUGAUUGUAGAUCACCUUCUGCCUUUUCCUCUUUUCCUUCUCACUCUUUCUUAUUCACUUUCCUCUUCUAAAUGAGCACCAUCCCUAACUUUUCCCCCUAUUUUUCCCUGAGCAUAUAUUUAUUUUUGUUCAAAUUAGUUUGCACAUGCACUUUUGAAAAUCUGUCAAGUAAAAUUCUGGGGUCUGUAAAUCAUUGUAGAGUAUCUGAGGACGGGACCCUGACGCUAAGGUUCUCAUUUAAAAGUAUUCUUAAGAGGUCUUAGAUAAAAUAAAAACUUUGAAAAUGAAAACUUUUUUGAUUUUUUCAUUAAUCAGAAUAUGUUUCAGUUCUGAACUGUCUCCUUGGCUUUGCUAGAAUUAAUAACAAGCUUUUCUAAACCAUUAUUUAAUAGUUAAGUCUUCUAGCCUAGAAAAUUCCUCUCCAGAAUGAAAAUAACAAAAAUAUACUUCAAUAUGAAAGCAGUUAAUAGCCAUAUACUAAAAUAUGUGUGGUGAAAAAUAUAUUCUAUACAACUCAAAUAUGUUAAAUGUUAUAACACGUAUUGGGACAAUAAAUAUAUCUUCAUGUUAUUGCUAUUCGUUUUCAUACCUAUGCCUAUCAAUUCUGAAGGUUUUUUGGCUUGUUUUUGGUGAAAUUUUGUUCAUUCUCUGACCAGUCUAGAAAAUUUGGGUAUUUUCUAGCUAAACAAGUAAAGAGCUCUUAAAAAUGUGAAUAGAAAGUUUAUUUACCAGUAUAAAAAUUGUAAGUAAAAUUGAAAAUUACCCAGGUAUGCCUUCAAAAAUCUUGCUUUUACAAGUGUUAGAAACGGUCUUCAAAUGUUAAUACUGAACUGAUAGUCAAAGUUCCUAACCUUGAUGAGACAUUUUUUAUUAUUAAUUUCUGAGGAAUUUAAUUUACCACAAAAACAACUCUGACAGUUAAGUGAAUAUAUACUCAGAAAUACUGCUAUUCUCAGCAUUAAAUAUUAGGAAGUUUCCCAUCCCUGUUAAGCUUGCUGUUGUCAUCCUGUCAUUACAUGAUAAGCACCAAGAAAUAAGUAUUUCAGUAAAUCAUUUGUUAAUGAAUAUUUUACAGAAAUGAAACCAAAAUAAUUUCAUCUAUAGUUUAAGUUUCAAGAUGCAGUUCUCCAAAGAAAAUACUCUGAUUUUAAAACUUGUUUCAGAACUGAAAAAGGCUGACCUUUUUUACAGCAUACUUUUAUACAGAAAAGUAUAGUCAAACUUUUCAUCAAAAUUGAGUCCUAGAUGAGAAGCUGACGUUUGGCCCUGUGAUGAAUUUUCAGAAUGAUUUGUUAUCCCAGCUCCUUAAACAAGCCUUUGUUUCUGAUUUGUCUGAAUCAUUGGUUUUCUGAUUCAUUGGUUUUUGUCUCUGAAUCACUGGUUUUCUGAUCAUAAAAUAAGACUGAUACUUCUUUGUGUAUGUAAGACCAUCAUAUUUGUAAUCAAAUCCUUGCUUUCCAUAAUCUAUACCUUUGCCUUCCACCCCAAACAUAAGAAAAUGUAUGCUGUAAGGAAAAAGUAGUAAGUUAAUUUCAACUAAACUUAAAGCAGGACUCUGAAAGAUUAUUUAUCAGCUUCAAUGUUUAAGCCUUAGAAAUCAUCUCAGAUGCUAAUGAUGGAAGAAUUCUCACAAUAAAAACAAUUGUUUCAUUCA